Molecule: messenger RNA, 1652 nt
Organism: Lutzomyia longipalpis
Lineage: Eukaryota; Metazoa; Arthropoda; Insecta; Diptera; Psychodidae
Gene: RanBP3
Product: ran-binding protein 3
Exons: 6
Coding region: 77-1270 (397 amino acids)
Biological process (GO): protein export from nucleus
Cellular component (GO): nuclear pore; cytoplasm
Molecular function (GO): GTPase activator activity
Source: RefSeq, a predicted model, not a curated record
UGUCAUUUUUUCCCAUAACCUAAAAAGUGAAUCCUCCGAGACUUCCUGAGAAUUUUCGUGAAAUCCUGCCUCAAAAAUGGCCAGUGUCGAUGACGAUAACUCCAAUAGCAAUUUAACAAACAGUUCAGCAUCCAAUAUAUCAUCAGCAUCGCAGCAAAGCUCGGUGAAUCUUAAAAGUAGCAUGCUUCGUCCUUCAGCCCUCUCAUGGAAUUCGUCAUCAAUCACAAAUGCAGCUCACGAAGGGAUCAACUCCAAUUCAAGUUCCUCCCUACCAGCAUCAACGAGUAAUCCCUUUGCCAAGAUUGGUGGUGAAGAGAAUGGACAGAGUGGUGAAAAGUCACAAGAUGCUGAGGCUAAGGGAAACACCACUGAGAAGGACAAUAAGGGGGAUCCUCUGUCACUUCUCUCCCGGAAUGGAUUACCCAAAUCCAAUUUAUUCAACACCACCGGCAAUCCCACAAUAACCAGCAAUACGGGCUUUGUUUUUGGGCAAAAUCUCCAUGAAAGAGUCAUUGGGAGUAACAUCGACACAAAGGAUACGGAUACAAAGGGAGAUGCAGAAAAGAAUGAACCAUCCGGAAGUGAUGCCGGUGCAUCAAGUAGUGGUGGAUUAUUCUUCUCAACGGCUGCACAACAGCAAAGCAGCAGCAGCAGUGCCAGCAAUACCCUAAAUAGCCAGAAAAGUCUCACGGAAGUAGCGCGGGAGUAUGAAGAGAGUAGGGCACAGAAGAGGAAGUACGAAGAAGUGGAGACAAUCACAGGAGAGGAGGAUGAGAAGAAUAUUUUAGAUAUAAACUGCAAACUCUUUACAUUCACUUCGAGUACAUGGGAGGAGAGGGGCAGAGGUAGUUUGCGGCUGAAUGAUCCCAAAAGUGGAGCCACAAAUUCAAGGGUUGUUUUCCGUGCAGCUGGAAGUCAUCGUGUACUCCUCAAUACAAAGAUUUGGCAUGAAAUGGUAGCAGAACGUGCAAGUCAAAAAAGCAUGCGAUUGACGGCAAUUGAUAGUUCGGGACUGAUAAAGGUGUACCUCGUUAUGGCACGACCAUCUGACAUUGAUACCCUCUACAUGGGGCUUCAGCGUCGUAUUGAUAUUGAGGUACAAAAGAAUGCCUCCAAUGCAGCUUCCUCGCAGGAGGAUGACGAUAAAGUGGACAUGAGUCAGGAUGUGUGUAAACCAACGGGUAGCUCCGCAGAGGAAUCCAACCCCGAGCAUUGUGAAUCGAGUCCCAAGAAGAAAAUCACUGAGAAUGAUGUUGAGAAGAAAUCAUAAAAAAAGAGCCGAAAGCAAAAAAAAUUAUCAAAUUAUCUUGCAUCGAGAUUUUAAAUCGAAGAACUUUUUAUCUUCAUUGCUUUCAUUUUUUUUUGAUUUCUCCUUUUGAAUUUACACAGCAAGGAAGCAAAAAAUAUUUAAAAAUUGACUGCAGAGGUUUAAAAAAAAACAAAAGAUAUUUAAAGUUUGAGUUCAAUUUGCAAAGUUUCUCCUUGAAAAAAAAAAUUAUUACCUUUACAUUUAAUAAUUAAUAAUAAACUAUAUUCUUGUAGUGAAGUUCAUAAAAUUUAGAUGUGAAAGAAAAAACGGAAAUUUCCCUGAAAAAUUUUUAUCAUAAAAUAUUCUCAAUUCGAUGAAAAUAAAGAAAAAUUUACUCAGAAAA